Molecule: messenger RNA, 1562 nt
Organism: Cloeon dipterum
Lineage: Eukaryota; Metazoa; Arthropoda; Insecta; Ephemeroptera; Baetidae
Product: hatching enzyme 1.2-like
Exons: 6
Coding region: 542-1525 (327 amino acids)
Biological process (GO): proteolysis
Molecular function (GO): zinc ion binding; metalloendopeptidase activity
Source: RefSeq, a predicted model, not a curated record
UAUAUCCAUAGUCGCCGGGGUUAAUUUAUCAUUGCAUAAGAUGUAUUGAGUUUCGUUUAUUAUUGGUUUUCCAAUCGACUUAAUUGCCUAUUUAAUUCCACUAUUUAUUGUGAAAUUAUUUUAACUUGCUGAUAUAUAGCAUAGGUUGUACAUUACAAACUGUUGGUAAUUUUAAUAUAAUCAAUAAAAUCAGUGAACUACUUUGUAUACCAAAAAUCCAAAAUAUAUUUUUUUGUUAACCUGUAAAGCUAAUUUAACAGAUAUUGAGCUAUUUUAUUUGAAAAUCACAAAAGAUACUUGUAAAAAAAUAAUUUGAAACUUGUUAUGAACGUGAAUUAAAAGUCACGUGUUUUAUUUAACCCGUUUUUCAAUAACAUUAAAGUAAAUCAAUUAGUGAGAUAAGCCGCACGAUUAAGAUAGCCCAAACAAAGAUGAUCAUUCAAAAAAUAGUUUCGGCGCAGUAUGUUUUUGUUGUACCCCUCGUACUCCAGAAAGAUAUAGCUAUUGAUAGCAAUGAAUUUUGUUGUAGAGAUAAUUAGCAAUGCAAAUGUUGGGAACCACCCGAAGCCGGUGUAAAGGUUAUGCUCACGCGGUGCUACCAAAUGGUUUAAAAAGCGUGAUACGAGCUGCAAUUUCCAGCAUUUGCGCUCCCGUUGCCAUACAGUUUGCACAAUUUUUUUUAAAUAGCAGAAUGUUUUUAGCAACCGCACUUUCGGCGUGUGUGCUGCUUGUUGCAGUACAAGGCAACCCAUUGCCAUCGAAGUGGGAUCUUUACGCGCAGUCCGUUUUAAGGGCAAGGCAAGCGAGCUUGGGUUAUCCUGUGAAAUCACUUGGAACUAGCUGGAAUCCUGACUCUAAGGUUAAUCCAGAAGAACUCGGUCCGUAUUACCAAGGCGAUAUUCUCACCAUACCUGACGGAGAUAGAAAUGGUCUCACUAACACCGCGUUCAGGUGGUCUGGUGGAGUUGUUCCUUAUGUGAUCUUGGACGGCGUUUUUUCCGCCACUGAACUGCAAUAUCUCAGAGAUGCAAUUGAUUCGUACCACCAAAACACUUGCAUCACUUUCGUCCCCUACAAUGGAACGCAAACUGACUAUGUAGUGAUUCAAGGCGAAGAUACAGGGUGCUGGUCGACGGUCGGAAGGAAGGGUGGAGUGCAGUAUCUUAAUUUGCAUCCUCCAGGCUGCAUAAGGAGGGCUGGAACCCCUAUCCACGAGUUGAUGCACGCCCUUGGCUUCCAUCAUGAGCAAACUAGAACCGAUCGAGACGGUUUCGUGAGCAUACUCUGGGAAAAUAUCGAGAUUGGUCACGAGCACAACUUUGAAAUCGCACCAGACACAACUGCAUUUGGCAUUUCGUACGAUUUUGGCAGUGUCUUGCAUUACUCUGAGUCAUCAUUCUCUGUGAACGGUUUACCAACAAUUGAAACGAAACCUGCUGGAAUUCCGAUCGGUCAGAGAGAUGGACUCAGCCAGUCGGACAUCGACAAAAUUAACAUUAUGUACAACUGCCCCGCAAAGAAGUAGUUAAAUACAAAAAUAAACGUUUCAGAACAUUGCAAAA